AUGUUCUCGCCAUUAACAAUCAUGUUAAACAAACGCAUCGUUGUACUUGGGGCAGGUGUUUCAGGAUUAACUACGGCUAGUUUGCUUUUGCAGCAAGAAAAAGGAAUUAAGGUUCACCUAAUUGCGAAACAUUUUCCAGGAGAUUUAUCUGGAGAAUACACUAGCCCUUGGGCUGGUGCGCAUUGGAAGAGCCAUGCUACAAAUGAUGAAAUUAGGCAACAAGAAUUUGAUAGAGAAACUUAUAACCAUUUUUGGAAACUUGCUAAAACACAACAAAAUGAGACAGGAAUCAUGAUUAUCGAUGAAUUUGAAUAUUGGGAGAACAUUCCACAAGAUUUUUCGGAUCCAUGGUUUAAAACAUUAUGUCAUGAGUAUAGACAUUUAAAAAAAGAAGAACUGCCAAAAAGUGCUGAGUUCGGGAUCACAUAUAAGUCAGUUUCCAUUAAUCCACAGACCUAUCUUAAAUAUCUCCUCGACACUUUUAUUUCAAUGGGCGGCACCACCCAAUACGCCGAUAUAUCGCAUAUAAAUGAAUGUAUUAAAAGCGAAACAGAUAUUGUGAUUAAUUGUUCUGGCAUUCAUGCCAGAACACUGAAGGGAGUUGAAGAUUCUAACGUCUAUGCGGCAAGGGGACAACUUGUGAUCGUUCAAUCGAAUAUAAAUUGGGCUUUUUUUUAUCGAGAAAAGGCUGGAAAUAAAUCAGAGUUGACAUAUGCGAUGCCCCGUGGUGAUGAUGAAGCCGUUCUUGGCGGGACUUACGAAGAAAACAACUAUUCGACAGAUAUUGAUCAUGAUGCAGCUACAAGAAUUAUUCAACGAUGUCUUGCUGUUCGUCCAGAUCUCUUACCAAAAGAUCAGACUCAAUUAACAAUAAAGGGUUAUGGAGUUGGUCUCCGACCCUGUCGUAAGGGUGGUAUAAGGAUCGAUGCAGAAUGGAUCACCUCUGAAGAGUUUGACAAAAAAAUUCUCAUUUGUCAUAAUUAUGGUCAUGGCGGUGCUGGGUACGAAUCGAGUUAUGGUUCUGCUAAACAUGUGAUAAAUGUCAUGAAAGAAAUGCUACAGAUGCAAUAA
Dentiscutata erythropus is the source of this 1071-nucleotide messenger RNA. The record is from the annotation of a GenBank genome assembly. Lineage: Eukaryota; Fungi; Glomeromycota; Glomeromycetes; Diversisporales; Gigasporaceae.